ACUUCAGACUUUGUUAUCGCACAUGCUUGGCGGUCUUUUGGCCGGUUUCUUCUGCAUGGGAUUUGGGCGCUCAUGCAAUGUAUUGCCGUUUAUAAGGGCUCGUCGACGCGUGUAUGGAGACAUCAUAUUGUAUAGGACUUAACAAACCAAAGCAUACCGAAGCUGCUAGAUAAAAAGACACACGAACGCGCUGGGACCGAACAGGCGCUUUUGCUCGGGUUUCUAGGUCCCCUGCUGUGAAGAAUGCCGUCCUAUAACCAUACGUCCAAUGGCGUCAACAUGGCCAACUUCCGUGCCCUCGGGGGCAAGAACACUGGUCGUGGGGGCACCUAUCGCGCGCCAUACGAAUGGACGCUGGAGAGUGUGGAGCAAAUGGGACUUGGAGCAACUGAGAAUCGCAUGAGCUCGACGCUACGAGAUGCAAGCAGCCAAUUGCAGGCUGUCGCAAGCGCAACGGUUGCCAACGACAUCAGCAUCGUGGACCGCGCGCUGACAACAAAGCUGAGCCAGACGGAGAGCCUUAAGAACAUGCUGGAGACGUGCCUUGCCGAGGUGAUCAGCGAGAUUGCGGAGUUGCUAUCCACCAAGAAGCGCCUGGAGGAGCGCAACGGCAAGGUGCAGGCGAAGAUCGGCGUCAACAGCAACCGCAUGCAGGUCCGCUCCUCCCGGCCGCCCCGCGAGAUGACCAUGGACGAGGUGGAGAAGGGCCUGAUCAAGCAGCAGGGCAUGCUGGGCUCCUUCUCGGACCGUGUGGCGCGCGCCGUGGCGCAGGUGGACCGCGAGGUGGCGCAGCUGGAGGCGGUGCGGGCCAAGCUGGAGGCGGACUUGCGCGACAAGACCGAGGCGCUGCGCGUGGACGAGGCGGUGCUGUCCAUCCCCACCGACCCCACCGUGGAGGGCACGCUCAGCCCCACCUUCCGCCGCGGCGCGGCGGACUGCCCGCCCAAGACGCCGCACACCUGGGUCCGCAACACCGAGGACAACCUGCGCAACGCGCACCACUGGUUGGCUGACUCGGCGCGCCUGCGCAAGGCCAUCGCACACGCGGUCGCCAACUCGCGCGCCACCGAGCACGACGUCGCCAACCGCCUCAAUGAAAACAUGCUGGCCAAGGUGGCGGCCACGCGCAACCUGCGCGAGGACCUGCAGGCGCAGCUGGAGAAGGUGCGGGAGGAGCAAGCGCGCGCCAAGGGCCAGCGCUCGGCGCUGACCUCGGCGCUGGACGACAAGCGGGGGCCGCUGGCGCAGGCGCGCGAGCGGCUGGCGGUGCGCAAGGCGCGCCCCUGCCGCGAGAAUGUGAACGACGAGGUGGAGGCGGCGCUGGCGAAGGAGGUGGCGCACCUGGCGGCGGUCACGCAGCAGCUCAGCGUUAAGGUCGCGGCCGUGGACCGCGAGAUUGCAGCGCUGGACGCCACGGCGGCGCAACUGGAGUCCAACAUCGCGGACAAGGACGACGCGCUGCGGGUGGACGAGCGGGUGGUGCUGCUGGACGGCCGCAUCAACCUGGCGCAGCGCCCGCCCAGCAGCGUGGCCAGCUUUGCCAUGUCGGACAUGUCGGCGCCGCGCACCCAGACGCUGGCGCGCAUCCGCGAGCUGGAGGCCAGCCUCACCAGCGCCCGCCGCGAGCGCGAGGCCAUGGAGUCGUCCAUCCGCCAGCUGCGGGACACGAUGGGGGGCGGUGGCGCCUUCUAAGCAGCUGCUGCAUUGCGGGCGGAAGGAGGCGCUGGCGGCCCCCGGCAAGCGGCCCGUUCGUGGAUGCUGCAGCGAAUGGUGUUGCAUGCAGUGGUGCGCGCGGCACGUGCUUUAGCUGCGAGGGCGUAGGAGGCCGGUCAGCGCUUAUGCGGUGAGUGGCAUUAGGCAGAGCAGAGCAGGUUUGCAGCUGUAGGCUUAGAAUGCGUGUAAGCGUUUGUGCUGCGCCCGGCGUAAGCGAUAGGGGAGAGGAGGGAGAUGCGGUAUGAACGAAGGCAUGUGGUGUAGGAGCCAGGCUUUCGUCAAAAUGCUGCCCAGCAAAACUGCGUAGGAGAGAUCUUGCAUGGAAUGCUUGUGAUGGGCGCCUUGUGUUGCCGUCCGUGAGUUCGCCUGGAUGUUCCGUGCGUAAUAGGCGAGGGCAGAAAGCCGUUAUCGGGAGCUGGUGUUUCGAAGUUUCGCGCUGUGCUAUAUGCGAGCAUGUGGCAUCGGCAGCAGCUGCACUGUCGGCGGUGGUGCGCCGCAGUGAGUUCCAAUCAACGAUGGAAACAGCGGCAGGCAGCGGGCAAUGAAGUUUCGAUGAUGGUAGUGGUUAGUUGUGCGCGCAGGCGGCGGGCGGGUGGUGUUGCUCCUUUUUUGCGCCAAGGGGGCAUGCAGUGCUAUGCUUGCGGAAUAUUGGGUUGGCGCCAGCUGGUCUAGGUGCCUGCCUUGAUGAUAGCACCUACUAUUCAUCCUUCUUCAGCUCCGCACACAAUGUCGUCAAGUUGUGCCAGGCCCAUGUGUCUAAUGAAGAAGCAACGUCAGGCCGUCGUGCUAUUUAUGGGGCCGUGGGGAACUUCUGUUGAUCAGGGAUGCAUGUACGUAGCCGCCCGGCUGCCGUCCGCUGGCCUCCGGUGCGUACUGCAAAUAAGCGGGAAUGUGCUGGAUGUGCCGUGUGUGGCUCAAGGGAGGGGCAGGACGUUGUGCGUAGGUCUCGGGUCGGUUGAAAUGCGGUAGUUGGUAGCCUUGUGAUUCUGUGAACUGAUCAGGUGCACCGAAAGGGUGCGCCGUUAGGCCGCGUGAGUAGCUCCCAGGAAGAGCUGGGUUCUGGAUGCCUCGGGCCUCCGCAGCGUGUUAGCUAGGAUUGUACUGGAGUAUUGACCCGGCCCUGUAAACUUGUCA
Messenger RNA from Chlamydomonas reinhardtii, 2847 nucleotides. RefSeq lists its product as uncharacterized. Gene Ontology annotation, biological process: cilium movement involved in cell motility; cilium assembly. The record is from RefSeq and is a predicted model, not a curated record. NCBI's taxonomy places the organism in Eukaryota, Viridiplantae, Chlorophyta, Chlorophyceae, Chlamydomonadales, Chlamydomonadaceae. Gene Ontology annotation, cellular component: microtubule cytoskeleton; nucleus. The transcript has 8 exons. The coding region runs from base 244 to 1692 and encodes 482 amino acids.